CUGCCGGUCGCGGUCAUGGUGCCGAACGAGGCCAUUCCGUCGCUGGCCUCCUCCCGCGCCGCCGCGGAGGGCUGGGUCGCCGCCAACCUCGCGCCGCACGUCCCGGCGGCGCGGGUGAUGUACCUGCUCGUCGGCAACGAGGUGCUCUCCAACCGCGCCGCCGCGGGCUCCACGUGGCGGGCCAUCGUGCCGGCGAUGGCCAACCUCCACCGCGCCCUCCGCGCGCACGGGAUCCGCAAGGUCAAGCUCGGCACCACGCUAGCCAUGGACGCGCUCUCGGCCUCAUACCCGCCGUCCGCCGGCGCGUUCCGCGGCGACGUCGCCGAGGCCGUGAUCCGGCCGCUGCUCCGGUUCCUGAACGCCACGCGCUCCUUCUACUUCGUCGACGCGUACCCGUACUUCGCGUGGGCGGCGAACCGCGACACCAUCUCCCUCGACUACGCCCUGUUCCAGGGCGCGGCGAGCUCCCACUACGUUGACCCGGGCACGGGGCUCACCUACACCAACCUGCUCGACCAAAUGCUCGACGCCGUCGUCGCCGCCAUGGGCAAGCUCGGGUACGGGAACGUGAAGCUGGCCGUCUCAGAGACCGGCUGGCCGAGCGCCGGCGACGCGGGCGAGUCCGGCGCCAACGUGCGCAACGCCGCCACGUACAACCGCAACCUCGCCGCGCGGAUGUCCAAGAACCCCGGCACGCCGGCACGGCCGGGGGCCAAGAUGCCGGUGUUCCUCUUCUCCCUCUACAACGAGGACCAGAAGCCCGGGCCGGGCACCGAGCGCCACUGGGGGCUCUACUACCCGAACCAGACCAGGGUGUACGAGGUCGACCUCACCGGCCAGCGGCCGUCGCGGUCGUACCCGCCGCUGCCGCCCGCGGGCGACACGGACAGCUCGCCGGCGUGGUGCGUGCUGGCCAGCGGAGAAGGCAAGGCGGCGAACGAGACGGCGGUGCAGGCCGCGCUGGAGUACGCGUGCCAGCAGGGGAGCGGGACGUGCGCCGCCAUCCAGCCCGGCGGCGCGUGCCACGAGCCGGACACGCUGGACGCGCACGCCAGCUACGCGUUCAACUCCUACUGGCAGCAGUUCAGGAACGCUGGGGGCACCUGCUUCUUCAAUGGACUUGCGGAGGCCACCACCAAGGAUCCAAGCCAUGGAUCAUGCAAGUUCCAAAGUUCUCUGGACUAACAGCGCAGCAGGAGCUGAUAGCAUCAUCACAUAGGAUUAGCUAGUGAGGAAGGCCAUCGCCAUGGAUGCCCUUAGAAUUGCUACUAUUCUUUCCAUUUCUCUGUAGGAACUUGAUGAGCAAAGCAUCGCUGUAAUUCUAGUCAGUGUAGCACUGCUCUCAGGUGAAUUACAUUGGUUUGCAGGCAGCUCACCUGCCUAUAUCUCCUAUCCACAAAGCAAAACUACUUUGAAUUGCUCUCCGAGCCCAUCGGCGGCGAACUUUGGAAGCUUUGGUUUUUGUUUAAACUGCUCCUCCUAGUUCGCCGGCGGCGAAUUCUUUGUUGCUCUGUUUGUUUAAGUUGCUCCCCGAGUUUGCCGCGGCGAAUUUUCGAUCUGCCGAACCCUACCAAGUUAUGAUUGUACUUCCGGA
Messenger RNA from Setaria italica (foxtail millet), 1594 nucleotides. Its product is annotated as probable glucan endo-1,3-beta-glucosidase A6. The coding region runs from base 16 to 1185 and encodes 389 amino acids. Gene Ontology annotation, cellular component: plasma membrane. NCBI's taxonomy places the organism in Eukaryota, Viridiplantae, Streptophyta, Magnoliopsida, Poales, Poaceae. Gene Ontology annotation, molecular function: hydrolase activity, hydrolyzing O-glycosyl compounds. The transcript has 2 exons. The record is from RefSeq and is a predicted model, not a curated record. Gene Ontology annotation, biological process: carbohydrate metabolic process.